Messenger RNA from Didymosphaeria variabile, 588 nucleotides. RefSeq lists its product as uncharacterized. The transcript has 2 exons. Bases 1 to 588 code for a protein of 195 amino acids. The record is from RefSeq and is a predicted model, not a curated record. NCBI's taxonomy places the organism in Eukaryota, Fungi, Ascomycota, Dothideomycetes, Pleosporales, Didymosphaeriaceae.
AUGGGAGACACCGACCCUGAGACGGUAAACAUUCUACACGCAGCUUUUGACCUCGAAUACAAUUCAGGCCCAGACCCGCGGACCGAAUCGCACCUAAGAGAACCGCAUCCCGUUCGCAACAAAGCCUACGCCCUCAAAAGCUCUCUCCAUACCAUAGGGGCUCAGCUCGCAUGCCAUCUCACAGACGGCUCCUUCGCCCACGAACUCCCAAGUUGCGAACCCUCCAACCCCCUCCCCACCGCUUACCGCUUUUCCCACUGGCGCACCGCCCGCGUCUAUACCAUCCACUGGUCCCUCACCAUCAUCCUCAACAAAACCCUCCUAAAGCUGCUCCCAACCUACGAGCCCUCCCGCUACGCCCUAGAAGCCGAAUGCAGCACUAUCGCGCUGGAAAUCUGCAAGACGUGGGAAAACGCGUGGACGAACAGGCCGAUUGGCGCGUGCCACGUGUGGCUGGGAUUUGUGAUGGCGUAUGAGUUUUGUGGCGACGAGGUGCAGAGCUGGAUUCUUGGGGCUUUGAACAGGUUAUUGGAGGACCAAGGGGUGGGGAGUGGAGGUGGACGGAGGAGGUGGUGGGGUGAUGUGUAA